CAACAUGUUCCUAUUCCUAUCCAAUUUUUUUAACAAGUUUUGAUUUCAAGUAAAAAAGGUCUGAUUCUGUUUCAGAAUUUACAAUCAAUUUAUUCUCUUUUUAUGCUAGAAUCGCCUGAAUAGGUUAAUUUUCUAGAAAUAGUAAAAUCUUUUGUUUCUUAAAGUGAAAAAUGAUGGGUGGUUUCGAAGAUGAAAACUGUGCUCAACACUUGUUGUGAUUGAAUCGAACGACGGUUUCGAAUGUUUCAUUUCAAUCGCCAUUACGCUACUUUUUGUAAUGGUUGUACUAGCAAUAAAUUUUAUUUUAUGCGUGAACAAAGUGACCACUUUUUAAAUCACGUAGGAAAACUUCUUUAAAGGUUUGAUGUAUUUAUUUUCAUAAAAAGAAUAAGUUUCUUUCAAUUUUGGCGGGAGUGCUGGCACAUUCUGAGUCCGUCGUAGAAUUACGAUCUGUCAUCUGUCGCCCCCCUGGCCUCGACGUCGCCGUUAUAGCUUUAUUUUUCACUAGUUUUCACCAUUCAAAUUAGCAGUGCAAUAGUGAAAUUCGUGGUGCGCGAUUGAUGUGGACAAACGAUGAUGCGUCGCGAAUAGGCGCAUUGGAAAUGGAUAGCAGAGGAGCUUGCCCAAGUUACGAAGCCGGGUUUGAUGUUUGCGACCCCCUGGGGUCCGUUUUGGAGUGGUCAGGUCGAGGCCCAGCACGGGUACUGCGUAGGCGGUGCCGCAGCGAAGGCAUUGAUCGUUCGCCGUAUGAGGAUGCAACUCUCGAGUCGCAUCGUUCGGCGGAUGGCAUACCACGACAGCGGGUUCUUCCAAAUAAGAGCUACUUCACAUUGAAUAACAUUGUUGAAAGCCGUUCUAACCGCUUCAGACACGAGUGCUCGCUCCCUGCUGCUGAGAACGGUGACUACAUAAUGGCACACGAACUCAACAGGCACCAUGGAUAUCAAUCUGGAAGAUCAAAAUUCGUCAGGACUAGUCCCACCAGACCACUCUUGGUAACAACAUUAUCCAACACAAAAGUAGAUGAUAAUAGAUUGCCAAAAGUUGAAGAGUUACUUGAGAAAGUUGAUCAUGAAAUGAUGGAGGUGCAAGUGGCUAAGCAACCUUUGAAAUCUAUACUCAAUAAUCCAUUACCAAAGUCCCCUCCUCAAGGCAUACUUAAAAAACCUAAGAAUAAGUCUCAUCAUGACUCAAAAGUAAGCAUUGAAGGCCGGCGGCGGCAGAGGGCUUCAAGUGAAUCUGACAAUCUUUACUGCAGCUUCCAUGUUGGUUCCCCUAUACCAGGAUAUGAUAACAGAAUGACAUACCUCUCUAACAAUACAAAGCGUGCAAAAGAUAACUCGGGUACAGGAUACUCCUAUGGUACUGCCAUAGCCUCCCUGAGUAGUCCUCCCAGGUCACGGACCACUAAUCUAAAUGAAGUGAAAAAUGCAAGGUGCUCAUGCAAAGAAGUCAUAGUGACACCAAGGGAUGAAUUUCAUAAUGUACAUGUUUUGAGGACCACUGCUAUCAAUAGUGACACUGUUGGUGAUAUUCCUAAUGGUGAAGUUCCUCGUCAAGAAACUCCGACCCCAGCAUGCCCAGCGGUGAGCCCCGCGUUACCAGUCAGCUCUGUCACCGCGAUCCCUCUAAAGAAGUCGGUCAAGUUGGUCAAGAAGAAGGUCAAGUCGAAAGUCAAAGUGGUGAAGAUGAAGACGAACAGCAAAUUAGAUAUAUGCGUGAUUGAGGGAGAAGCGGAGGAUGCUCACAGCAGAUCACCGUCACCAGACCACAUGGAAUCGUGGUCAAUGGAGACCGAUCCAGUUAUACCGGAAAUAGAGAAGAUUGAGAAACUACCUCCUGCGCCGAAGAAAGAGGAGGUGUCGGAAAAACCGUCUGCCAAUGGUCUUACAAGUAAGAUGAACGGUGCUGUGCCAGCGAAGAAAAUUAUGUCCAAAGAGCAAAUGUUCAUAACGGCAUUGCAUACGACGAAUCCUUUCAAAACGUUGCCGUCACGCAAAGAAUCGCCACUCAGCAUCCCAGACUCGAUCACAAGUUGCCUUCGACCGUCUCUCUUCCCCCGCGUGCCGCCGUACCUCCGCUUCGUGGCCCACGAUGACACGAUGCCUCUCAAGAUACCAGCGCCAAUACAGAAACACCUUAAAUGGAAACUAACCACAAUCACGCCUAUAGUUGUUAAGAAAACCUUGACGAACUCAGGGUUUAGAUUGGUUAAGAGCGAGUGUGAUACAGCUGAAUGUCCGCAGGAAGAGACCGUCGAAUGGAUAGGCAUAUGGGGUAAACAUAUGAAGUCGCUCAUGUUCCGAGCGAUAAAAGACGGUCAGAAGAUGAACCACUUCCCCGGGACGUUUCAAAUCGGUAGGAAAGACCGAUUAUGGCGAAAUCUUCAGAAGUUAGCAACCAAAUAUGGUGUCAGCGAGUUCGGAAUCAUGCCCAAGACAUAUGUACUGCCCCAUGAUAUGAAGCUGUUGAAGCACGAUUGGGAGAAACAUGCGGCUAAUAAUGAGAAGUGGAUUAUUAAGCCGCCCGCGUCAGCCCGUGGCACGGGCAUCAAAGUGGUGUCCCGUUGGACUCAGAUCCCCAAGAAGCGCGCCGUAGUGGUCCAGAGAUACGUGUCGAAGCCGUACCUCAUCAACGGCAACAAGUUCGACAUGCGUCUGUACGUGCUCGUGACGUCAGUGCACCCCCUCAGGAUAUACUUGUACAAGGACGGUUUGGCCAGGUUUGCUUCAGUGAAAUACAAUGAUGAAGUAACGUCAUUGAACGACCGUUAUAUGCAUUUGACAAAUUAUUCAAUAAAUAGAUUAUCGAAAAAUUACACGCCGAACGAGGACUUUGCCGCGUGCGAAGGACAUAAAUGGACACUGCAAGCCCUGUUCCAAUACCUAAAGACUGAAAAGAAUAUAAACACAGACGCCUUAUGGGACUCACUCAAAGAUCUCGUGAUCAAGACAAUAAUAUCUGGAGAGGCCAGUAUUAGUUCCCUCACCAAAGCAAAUAUUACUUCGAGGUACAAUUGUUAUGAGCUGUUUGGGAUUGAUGUUUUGUUAGACGAGAAGUUGAAACCGUGGUUACUAGAGGUAAACAUAUCACCGAGUCUGCACAGCGCCUCGCCAUUGGACAUCCACGUGAAAGGCCCUCUGGUGACGACGGUGCUCAACAUUGCUCAGUUCCAAGUGCCACUCAAGACCAACCUCGAGAUGUUAUCUAAAGAUAAACCCAAUAAAUUGGGUGGACUGCCAUACGACUGUAGGUUAUAUACAAUUUAUUUAUCAAAAGAAGAGAGGGAUAAACAUAUAAUUUAUACAAAUAUGGAAGACAGGGAUUUGUACUUACGCGACAUCCUAUCAACCCUCACCCCCGACGACGUCCGCCACCUCAUCCAAGCGGAAGACGAACUGACCCAGACCGGGGAAAUGGAGAGAGUGUUCCCCACGCACGAGACGCACCGCUACCUGGGCUACCUCACCGGCCCGCGGUACUACAACCGGCUGUUCGACGCCUGGGAGUCCCGAUACCACGCCAAUAGGGACGCAGGGCUGGUGCUGCUCCGCAACCUGUGCGACAUCGGCUACCACCUGGAGGUGCCCCCGGUGCCGCUCAAGCGGUCCCCGCUGAGCGCGUUGGCUGCUUGCAGAAUGACGUGGACGCGCCCUCGCCGCCGCCCUCCGAGCGCGCCUCGCUCCCGUCGCUGUGCGAGCUCGAGAGCGGCCGCGCCGCGCCCGCGCCCGCCCCGCCGCCCGCCCCGCUCGAGCUCCGCGCCUAGCGCGGGGGACCUCGACGCGUAGGGCCGCUGCCGGAGAACUCGCUGCUGAUAUUCUUUUUGUGCGCGUAACAGCUUCGGAGUGGCGUAGGUCGAUGUACGUGUACGCAGCGUAGACGCGAGGCACACGGCCCUGUCUGUCGUGCCGGAUAUGUGACCUUUAUUAUUUAAUAAUCGGUAAUUAUUAUUUGUAUAAAUUAUUUGUAAAUACCCUUGAAACCCAUGGUACCUUUUUAUGGCUAUCAUUUGGAAUUUGAAUUUUAAAUUGUAUGUGUAACGUUUCUUAGCAGUAGGUUAAAAGUGGCGUCUGCGCUGCGUGUAAGAUAAGUAUAGAACGCCUACGCAGGACAAAUGAUGUGUGAAGCCGCUCUAAACAUGUUAAUUUGAGAUGUUCGCGUAAUAAGUGAUAUGGACGUUUAAGUCGCGAUACUAUUAUUAACUGAUAAAGCAUAUGUCUCAUCAGUUUGACUAUUUUUUUUUUUUGGGAAUGGUAAUUUUAUUGACUGACCGGGAUCCAAGGUGUGAUAAAUAUUAUUUAUUACGCAAAUAUCUUUUCUAUUUCAGUCUAUCUCACGAAAUUCCAAUACUGUGCUAAAAUUCAAUGCCCCUCAAAAUUAUGAAUCUAAUUUGUAUUUUCUAUAGCUGAUUUUUUGUUGAAUAACCAAUUUAGAAAAAUCUCAAAAUAUGAAUUUUGUGAGAUAGAACAUUUGUUCUCAAACAAGCCUCAGUUGUUAAUGUAAGCGUCCACAUAGUUAUACAGAAGCGGUUAGGUCCAGCGUCCGAUGCUUUUCCUUGAGGAGUCUCAAUAUUUGAAAAAAAUGUGUAGUCUGCCGCUAUUGCGAGACUUGAGAGCUUAUUCUAAAGUGUAAAAUUGUAAUUUGAUUCUAAAGUGCUGUAAAUUGACUAGUUAGUGUGGUCGGUUAGCAGUAGAUGGUCAGAUGCGCUCGCCAUCUUGACAUUCCUUUGAGCUACAGACUUCUACGUAGACAAAAGUAGUUGAUCGUAGCUCGUUUUGGGAAUAAAAUAGAAAAAUACUUCCUAUGUCGUAAUUUUAGUAUCAUAUCACGAAAUGAUCAAUAAAAAGAGAACAAAUUCUAAGUAAAAUAUCAUUCCGGAAGUACAAAAUUGUUCAACAUUAUUUUCACUCGAAACUAUUUAUUUUUCGUAUACGGAAAUUUAAAACAAUUUUCCGGGUGAAAAUUAUAUGCCAGUAGCUGUAAACUGAACGUAAUGCUCAGUUGUUUACUUCCUAAAAUAUCUUAAAAUAAUGCAAAUAAAAUGAAAAAUAAAAUGGAAAAAGUAUAAAAUUAUAUUAGGUACCCAUUGAAGUUAUAGAAAUAGUAGUUGGUUUCAAUGUUCAAUGUGAUUUUAAUGUAUAAGGGAAUAAUAUAUUUUCCAUUAAGUUGUUGAAACCUUACUUGCCUUGUUCCGAUAUUUAUUUUACUAUUUAUAUUCGAACAGAUAUUAUUAUGAACGCUCAUUUAUUUCUAUCCAAUAUCCAAUCGGAUUCUCAAUUGAUUUGUUUGUAAUUUUCUUAAAUGUAAAUGAAAUCAUACAAUAUAUUUUCAAUUUUAGAUCUGCCCCAAGUUAGAGUGUGCCCCAAUAUGUAGGAUAAUAAUUAUUUUUUAAAUAUAUUCCUGACUCAAUUUACUUAUAUUGAUACAGAAAAAAUUAAGAGGUUGCUUCUAUAAAUAACCCAGAUAUCGGAAGGACCAGGAUAAAACGACUGCUACAAUUUGAAUUCCUGGCCAAGAAAUGUAUAAUUUUAUUAAAGUUCAUGGCUCUUUUGAACUUCCGAGUCGGGUUAUUUAUAGACGACUUAAUAGUGUUGGGCAUAUUCUAAUAUUGAAGAUUUAAUGACUCCGUUUUAGACCUACCACACAUUAUAUUAGCAGAUUUAAAGAAAGCUUGUAAAUAAAUCUCGAAUUUAUUGUAGCUUCAUGAGAUUCUAAAUACGUUUGACGUUAAUAAUAUUGAAAAUUGCAAUGUGUUCAUUGUAUACCUAGUGUUGCUAGCGUAGUGGUCGUCGCUUAGGCGAUCUGAAAUGUAUUUGAAUAGUGUUCACAAGUGAUAGAGUCGAUUCAGUAUCGAAAAAUCGUUGGUAUUAGGAUAAAUAAACAUUUGAAUUGUAUUCAUUCCUUACGUUCCAAUCAAAAAGUAUUUGACUUUGCCCUAAUGACUAUAAUGUAAACAUUUAUUAUGUACCUAAUAUUAAAAUAAAUUAUUUUUGGUCGUAAAUAAAUUUAUGAUUGAUGUUUCUUAGUGUAAUGAUUGGAUGUAAAGAUUUCCCUCGUAUGCUGUAGUUAUUUUUAUAUAUUAUGUAUGAAGUGACCUUGUUUAUUGCUUAUUUGAAUUUUGACAUUUUCUUUUAAUUUUCUAUGAAUCAGAAUACUGAUAUGGAGUUGUUUUGUAUUCUGUUUAUUUUGUAAUUUCAGUUAAAAAUUUCCGUCGCCCAGAAUGUAACCAAAGAACCAAAAUGUCGCGCAUGCAAGCUAUAGUCACUUGAAUUAUCCUUAUUUUCUAGUAGUCUCCACUUUUACGCAUUUAUUUUAGUGCUAAUGUACCUUCCAAUGGCGGGAUAGUUCUGAUCUGAUCCUAAGAAAUUAUUAAAAAAUGAAAAAUCUAACAUUGUUAUUUUAUUUACUUAACUAUCUUUUUUUGUACAUUAUUGUUAAAUCGCCACCUGUUAUUUAAAUAAACGAUUUGCUCAAUGCCUGACAGGUCCACAAACCUCACUUACGAUACCUGUGUUUUAUGUAGGGCGUAAAAUAUUUAAUACCGAUAUUUCGUAGAACGUAGUAUUGUAAGUAUUCUACCAAAUGUAAAAACUGAGAAUAUCGACACUAAAUGUGACACUUCUUUUUGUUAUAAUGUAUAAAAUUAUGAUUUUUUGAAUGACUGAAUUGUGAUAUGUGAAUCCUGUUGCCGAAUAAACAAUAAAAAAAAUGGAGAUGCCGGGGAUCGAACCCGGGGCCUUUCACAUGCAAAGCGAACGCUCUACCACUGAGCUACA
This is a messenger RNA of Amyelois transitella, 6776 nucleotides long. RefSeq names its product tubulin monoglutamylase TTLL4. Gene Ontology annotation, biological process: protein polyglutamylation; microtubule cytoskeleton organization. The record is from RefSeq and is a predicted model, not a curated record. Bases 561 to 3788 code for a protein of 1075 amino acids. Gene Ontology annotation, cellular component: cilium. The transcript has 16 exons. Gene Ontology annotation, molecular function: tubulin-glutamic acid ligase activity; tubulin binding. NCBI's taxonomy places the organism in Eukaryota, Metazoa, Arthropoda, Insecta, Lepidoptera, Pyralidae.